Schistocerca gregaria is the source of this 2661-nucleotide messenger RNA. RefSeq lists its product as uncharacterized. NCBI's taxonomy places the organism in Eukaryota, Metazoa, Arthropoda, Insecta, Orthoptera, Acrididae. Bases 188 to 2509 code for a protein of 773 amino acids. Gene Ontology annotation, cellular component: nucleus. The transcript is spliced from 4 exons. The record is from RefSeq and is a predicted model, not a curated record. Gene Ontology annotation, biological process: intracellular signal transduction; chromosome segregation; peptidyl-serine phosphorylation. Gene Ontology annotation, molecular function: protein serine/threonine kinase activity; ATP binding.
AUUGCGUGAUUUUUUGAGAUUGUGUACAGUUGAUAUUUUAAUAUCAGAGUGCGAACUUCCGGAAGGUGAUUAGACGACGUCUGACUGUCUGCUUGCCCAGUGUGGUUUUAAGCUCGUUUGCAUAUUUUUCAGGAGUUGGAGUGCUAGCAGAGGGCUGCUUAGGAUUUAGUGAAUUCUGAGGUGCGAGAUGGCCGGGGAGAAUGCGCCAGAAUUUGGAGGGAUGUUGUUGAAGGGUUGCAUCGAAGGGAGCAGAACGAAGAGGAACAUGGCUGAGGAGGGAGUGGAUGGUCAAGACGAUGGGUUGGCGAAGUGUAUAACGGUCGGCAGUGGUCAGGACAUCAGCGCCAGCGACGGAGAAUAUGAAAGGACGGAUUGGGGAGCGAGUAAGAAGAGAAAGUUUAGUCGAACGGAAGACGAGAGGAUAUUAGAGGGGAUAAACAAGUACGGGAGGGCGUGGACGAGGAUUAGCGAGUUGUUGGAGGGGAGGACGCCGACGCAGGUGCGAGACAGGUUUAGAAGGAUAAAGGAGAGAGGGAACCUGUCGUUGAGUACGAGUUUGAACGAAUCGUGUUCCGAGCCGUUGAGUCCAGUGAAGGGCAGGAAGGCGGGUGAGGGGGAGCAGGUUGAGAGGAAGUUGAGGGGACAGAAGGGGAUUGAGGUUUGGAUUCAGAAGAAUGCUGGCAGUGGAGGAGCGGCGGAUUCGGCGCUGCAGGCAGGAGGAGGGGUUAAGAUGCCGUUUUCGUCCAAGGACGCGAGUGACGAGGAAGGUGGGUUGUCUUGUGACAGAAGGUGCGCAAGAGGGGACCAGGAUUUGGAUACGAUGGGCGAUUUGAGCAGACAGUUGCAGAAUCAGGACGUGUUGUUGGGUGAGAUAGAAAGGCUGGAGCAGGAGUUGGAGAGGAAGGAGCAGAUGUGGGCGAGGAGGGAGCAGGAGAUGAGGGAGCAAGAGUGUUUGUACAGGGAAAGGGUAUUUGGCGAGGUGUGCAAGUUGUUGAGAAGCUUUGAGAGCAAGCAUCGCGUGUUCGUGAGGGAGUUGUUGGCAGAGAGGGCGAUGAGGUUUGGGAUAGUGGUCGGAGAAGAGCAGCGCUAUACGAUGGGGGGGACUCAUUUUAGACUAAAGUUGAAGUCGGAGCAGCUGGAGGAAGAAAAGGCGGCAUUGGAAAGGGCCAAGAGGAACGUACAGAAGAGAAAAAAUCAAUUGGCUCUGAAUGGAACUGCGAGCGAAAAGGCGUCUCCUACCGGCUGGGAUUGCGAGUCAUCGCAGGUCGCGGCAGAAGAGAUGGAGAAUAUUUUAUUGCAGGAACAAGUUCUGAAGUUGCGGGGGAUCGCUUUGAAGAACAUGGAGAUGAACAUUUCGAGGGAGCUUGAGCUAUUAGAAAUAAAAACGACUCUUCACCUGAAGGAAUUUAGAAGAAUUCAAGAAGAAAACGCCUCUAGUUGGAACCACUUCCCGGUUUUAAAUGGUCGGUAUCUUAUAUUGAGUUUAUUGGGAAAAGGCGGGUUCUCAGAAGUCUAUCACGCGUACGACCUAUGCGAGUUUCGAGAGGUUGCUUGCAAGAUCCACCAGCUCAACGGGAACUGGCCGCUGGAAAAAAAGAGCAACUAUAUACGUCAUUCUAAGAGAGAGUGCGACAUUCACAAGACGUUGGUGCACCCCAGAGUGGUUCGUUUGUAUGAUUACUUCGAAGUCGACAAAAAUACGUUUUGCGUCAUUAUGCAAUAUUGCAAAAACGGAGAUUUAGAUUUAUAUUUGAAACAGCACCGGAUGCUGUCUGAAGGCGAGGCGCGCAUUCUCGCGUACCAAAUCGUCGAAGGACUGAAAUAUUUGGCGACUAGAAAGCAAAAAAUCAUUCAUUACGAUUUAAAACCCGCGAACAUUCUCUUCGACGAAGACGGAUACAUCAAGAUUGCCGACUUUGGUCUGUCCAAAAUCAUGGACACAAACUCGGACGCCAUCGAACUCACAUCUCAAGGGGCGGGCACGUACUGGUACUUGCCUCCCGAAUGCUUCGCGGGAAAAAACCCACACAUCUCCAGCAAAGUGGACGUUUGGAGUACGGGCGUCAUUGUCUAUCAAAUGCUAUUUGGGUGCAAACCGUUCGGAAAUGGGUUGAUCCAAAAAGCAAUAUGCGAGCAAAGUAUGAUCCAUUCUAAUAUACAAGUUGUUUUUCCAGAAAAAUUAGCUAAAGGAAUUUCUGGAGAAGCCAAAGCUUUUCUUCAACGUUGUCUUACGCCAUUGGAAUCCGAACGUCCAGACGUCACCUCACUGAGCUCGGAUCCGUGGCUUUACAUUCACUGCAUUCAAAGAAAAGCAGGAUGUCCGAAAGCGGCAGGCAGCGCCGCUGUAUUGGAUAAAUCAAGACAACGCCCGCCUGACAUUCAUCCCGACGAAAAGGCGCCUUCGUGCGCGCCUAUAAAUAACCCUCCCAUUCACAUACGUGCUUCUCUCGGCCCUUCUGGACUUCUGACCAGCGGUGGCACCAUUCCUGGACCCGGCGUCAAAAAAUGACCGCUUCUUCUCUAGCCGACUGUGCCUGUCUACAAAAAAAAACGGACCUGAACCCGCACCCGAUCAAAACGCCGCUCGUUAGGCAAGAACUAGCGUGUCUCUCACGAAGAGAAUACUUGGCCCACCCCUCUAAAAAAAAAAACUUCUAAAUU